This is a messenger RNA of Prorocentrum cordatum, 357 nucleotides long. The record is from the annotation of a GenBank genome assembly. Lineage: Eukaryota; Dinophyceae; Prorocentrales; Prorocentraceae.
AUGACCCCUGGCUCCAUGAAGGUCGAUGCAGUCAACUCCUUCGAGCGCCUCGUGAACAUCUUCUGCCUGGUGUGCGGCGUGAUGGUCUUCAGCUCGCUCAUCUCCCUGCUGUCCGCCAAGCUCACCCAUAACAUCAUGCUGAAGCAGGCCGUGCCGCUCGCCAAGAUUACCGACGCGCACGAGGAGGGGAAGGUCAAGCUGGUGCUGAGCUUCACGUCGGGGCUCAACUUCGCGCCUGUGCUUGCGUCGCUGGUGCAGGCGGGCGCGGAGUACAAGCAGGGAACCGCCCCCAUGGGGCACCUCGAGCGUUUGCUGCACACAGGGCUGCAGGAGUUCGAGAGCAUGAUGCAGGAGUAG